CCUGGCCUUUCCAAAGGUCUUCCCUGGAUCCCGGAAUUCCCAUCGGGAUCGCUCCCGGCCCCGCCCCGGCCCCGCCCCCGCUGCCCUUUGGCCACCUGGAAAAAUUCCCGAUUUUCCGCCGGCGCUGCUCCCUGCUCAGGAGCCCGAACUCGGCCCGGCUCCAUGGCGGAGCAGCCGCUGGACCACGGCGUCCAGAUCCGCUUCAUCAGCGACCUGCGGGAGCCGCGGCGCCCCCCGCGCUCCUCCCGCGGCCGCGGCGGCUCCUACGGCGUGGCCGUGCGCGUCCAGGGCAUCGCCGGGCAGCCCUUCGUGGUGCUCAACAGCGGCCAGCGCGGCCGAGACAGCUUCGGCGUGCAGAUCCGAGGGGGACACCCCGAGCCCCCCCCGAGCGCCCCCAAAACCCGGCCCCACAGCGGCUCCGAGGAGGAGGAGGAGGAGGAGGCGGGGGGCGCCGAGGGGCAGAUUUGGGAUGGGGCGGCGCGCGGGGGGCGCGGGUUUUCGGAGCAGGAGGAUUCAGGGGGAUCUCGGGGGGAAACUUCGGGGCGGCCUGGGGGGAUCCCAAAAUUCUCAGAUCAGGACCCGGGAGGAUCCCGGGGUGCCCCAAAAUCCUCGGAUCAGCACCUGAAAAUCGCCAAACCCGCGGAGGAGCUGCGCCGAUCCCAAUCGCACGGGGACCUCAGCGCGCCUUUUCCCAAGAGCGGGGAAAAGCCGGGAAAAAGGGAUGCGGAAAUUCCCAAAAUUCCUGGGGAUGUGGACACGGAGCCGCUGCGCUCCGUGGAUUCCUUGAUCACCAAAUUCGACGGGAAUUUGCCCCGCGGGCGAGCGGCGCGGAGGUUCCGCGGCCCCGGCGCGGCUCCGAGGAAGCGCUCGCAGAGUUUGGAUGCGCGGAAUUCCCGGGAAUCUGCCGCGGUCCCGCCCCAAAUUCCCCAAAUUCCCGGCGGGUUUGGGGGCGUGGAGGAGCAGAGCGUGGAGAUGCAGCUGAAAUCCACCCCGGACCUGCUGCGGGACCAGCGGGAAUUGGGGGGCGGCGAAAACCCCACCGAGCUCAUCUACAGCAUCCUAAAGGAGGGACCGAAAUCCCCCGAAAGUGCCCUAAAAUUCCCACUCCAUGACCGCAAUUCCCCCAGAUUUGGGAUUUGGGGGAAUCCAGCAGCAAUUCCUGCCCUUCCCUUUUCCCAUGACCCCGUUCCCAAUUAUUUUCCCCCAAAAUCCGACCCCAAAUCCAGGAGCUCCGAGAGCGAAAUUUCCCUGAAAAGGAAAACCUCGAGGCUGCUGGGAAAAUUCCAGGAGCUGGCAAGUUCCAUGGUGGCUCCGGACUCACCGCAAUCCCAAAUCCUGCGGGAGGCCCUGGACAGGAAAUCCCAGGAGCUGCAGCGGAGCCAGGCCCAGCUGAGCGAGCUGAGAGCCGCCAAGGAGGCGCUGGAGGCACGGCUGGGCCACCUCGAGGGGCAGCUGCUGGCCACCGACCCCAAAAGUGACCCCGACACACAGGACCUCUACCAGGAGCUGCAGGAGUGCCGGGAGCAGCUGCAGGAGGUUUUGGGGUCGCGGCGGCGCCAGGAGCGGGAGCUGCAGGCGCUCAAGGGGGCCCUGAAGGCCGAGGUGGCCACGCACGAUUCUGACCUGGAGCGGCUCCGGGGGGAGAUGGAGGCGAUCCGGGCGGAGAUGGAGCGGGUCUCGGAGGAGAAAUCCAGCCUGGAGCAGGAACGGGAAAAUUUGGGAAUGCAGCUCCGGAAUCUGCGGCGGGAGCUGGAGGAGAGCGCGGAGGAGACGGAGCAGUGGCGGGAAAUGUUCCAGAAAAACAAGGAAGAGCUCCGGAAUUCCAAGCAGGAGCUGCUGCAGGUGCGGCUGGAGCGAGAGGAGUUGGAGGAGGAACUCCGGGAGCUCCAGGAGCGAUUCCAGGCGGCGCGGGAGGAUCGGGAUCGAGCCCGGAGCGACCCCCAGGAGAUGGAAAAGCUCCGGAAGGAGCUGGAGCAGGCCCGGAAGGAUCUGGAAAAGCUCCGGGGGGAGCGGGACGAGGCUGCUCAGGCCCAGAUUUCCCUGGAAUCAGCGCUGGAGGCAUCGGUGGAGGCGCGGAAAGUUCUGGAAUCGCGGCUGGAGGAAUCCCAGGAACAGCGGGAAAACUGGGAAAGGCUCCGGGAGAAAGUGGCCGAACUGGAGGCGGAGCGCGCGGCGCUGGCCGAGUCGCUGGGAUCCGGUGCGGAGCGGGAGCGGGAUUUGGUGUCGCGCCUGGAGCGCUCCCAGCGGGAGCUGCGGGAUUUGGGAUCGGCCCUGAGCGAGGAGCGGCUCCGGCGGGAUCGGCUCAGCCAGGAGGUGCGGGAAUUCCCAGAACUCCAGCGGCUUUCGUUUCCUUGCGGGAUUUGGGAUCGGCUCCGGUGGGAUCGGCUCAGCCAGGAGCUGGAGCAGAUGACGGCGGAAUCCCAGAGCUCCCUGGCCUCGCUCCGAUCCCAGCUGGAAGAAUUCCAGGAAAAAUCCCGUCGGGAACUCACAGAUUCCCAAAAAAUCGCCCAAGACCGCGAGGCUGAGGCAGAAAAAUUCCAACAGAACCUCGGGAAGCUCCAGGACGAGGUUUCCCGGCUGAAGGAGACAAUCCAGGAAAACCGGGAAGAGCGGGAUCGGAUCCUGCUGGACAAGGAGCUCCUGCUGCAGAGGCUCCAGGAGCUGGAGCAGGACCUGGAAAAUCGGAAGCGAUCCCAGGAAGAGCGAGCUCGGCAUUCCAAGGCGCUGGAGGAAAAAUCCAAACGUCUGGAAUUGGAGCUGGACGAGGAGCGGAGCUCGGUGGAGCUGCUGAGCGAGAGGGUGACCCGGAGCCGGGAUCAGAUCGAGCAGCUGCGGGCAGAGCUGCUCCAGGAACGUUCGAGCCGCCAGGACCUGGAAUGUGACAAAUCCUCCCUGGAGCGCCAGAACAAGGAGCUGAAGAACCGGUUGGCCGCUUCCGAGGGGCAGCAGCGACCCGGGAGCAGCCGGAAUUCCCAGCUGGAAUCGCAGCUGGAAGAGCUCCGGGAGCAGCUCCAGGCCGAGGAGAGGGAGAAGAGCGUCCUGCUCUCGUCCAACCGGAAGCUGGAGCGGAAAAUCAAGGAAUUGUCGCUGCAGCUGGACGAGGAGCGGCAGAGCAGCAGCAACCAAAGGGACCAGCUGAGCCUGCGCGUGAAGGCCCUGAAGCGCCAGGUGGACGAAUCCGAGGAGGAAAUCGAGCGCUUGGAAAACGCCCGGAAAAAAUCCCAGCGGGAGCUGGAGGAGCAGCAGGAGCUCAACGAGCAGCUCCAGCGGCGCCUGAAAUCCAUGGAAAAGGAGGCCUGGCGCCGCGCCGUGGACUCAGCGCUGCAAGACGAGCGGCUGAGCUCGGAUGAGGAAUUCGGCUCCGCAGCCAUCGCCUCCCUCCUGAGCGAGGCCAACCUGCAGGCCAGCUCCUGCUGAGGCUGGGAGGGAACGUUGGGAAUGCCGGGAAUGCCGGAGUCAUCGUCAUCAUCAUCAUCAUCGUCAUCAUCAUCAUCGAGGCCGGGACCGGUUCCGGGCUCAUCCCUGGGACAGCCCCCUCCUGCUGAUUCCUGGGAAUUCCAGAGCUGGGAUUGAGUCCGGGAUCAGCCCUGAGGUCAGCCCUGGAAUUCCGGCCAGGAUCAGCCCUGGGCUGCGGCUGCUCCAUAGGAAAAAAUUCCCAAAGCGAGGACAUGAAGGAAAAACAGCCGGGACCCCUGUGGGAAUCCUGGGAUUUCCAAGGAUUUCCCAGAAUUUCCGGGUAUUUUUAGGGAUUUCCCAUCUCCUGAGGACACUUUGGGGGAACCCUGGGAUUUCCCCAUUCCAGGAAUUUUUGUUCCCACUCGCUCCUGAAGAUGUUUGGAAUAAAAUCCAGCAGUUUAAGGGCA
Messenger RNA from Agelaius phoeniceus (red-winged blackbird), 3863 nucleotides. The record is from RefSeq and is a predicted model, not a curated record. Lineage: Eukaryota; Metazoa; Chordata; Aves; Passeriformes; Icteridae.